AUGAAAGCUGAUGAUCUUGACAUAUCUGAGGAAUUAGGCGGGUUCGGUGAUGAUGGCUUAGAUCUGGGCCCUGGAGGCGAGUUUAAUGGAUUUCGCCAAAGACGUGAUCAACUAAGAGCUCUCAGUUCCCUCCUGUGGCUCGUUAUCUACCAAAUUCCGAAGGAGCGUCUCCAAUAUUUCCGAUGGCAUCACUCUACAACAUGUUCGAAGCUGAGCAUGAAUCUAGUCGCGACCCGUCACGGCAAGAGUUUGAGGAACUUGCAACUCAACAACACCUGCGAAGGAUGGGCUGAAGGUAUUCAUACAUGCCACGCUCUGUCGACGCUCCAGAUUGCCGACCUUGACCAAUUUACCUCACCUGAUUGGGUCGUGCGCCUCGUGGCUCUGAAUUCGCCGGUCGGAGCUUUCCUAAAGCCUGGUCAUCGAAAGCAGUCUCAACUGGUCGACUCGCAGAGCAGUCGAUAG
Letharia columbiana is the source of this 465-nucleotide messenger RNA. RefSeq lists its product as uncharacterized. Bases 1 to 465 code for a protein of 154 amino acids. NCBI's taxonomy places the organism in Eukaryota, Fungi, Ascomycota, Lecanoromycetes, Lecanorales, Parmeliaceae. The transcript has 2 exons. The record is from RefSeq and is a predicted model, not a curated record.